Brenthis ino (lesser marbled fritillary) is the source of this 240-nucleotide messenger RNA. The record is from the annotation of a GenBank genome assembly. Lineage: Eukaryota; Metazoa; Arthropoda; Insecta; Lepidoptera; Nymphalidae.
AUGAGCUCAGCAAGUGAUAAGGAGGUCGUCGCGCAGCCAGAUGAGAAAGAGAGCUUAGAAUUAAAUACUGAAAGUGCAGGAAGUCGAAUUUGUAGGGAGGAGGAUAAGAGUAUGACUGAUAAACGGGCAGAGGAUCCUAUACUUAUUGAUUCUUGUCCCUCAAGUAGUUGCUCGCCUCCGUCACCGCUGGACCGUCCCAAGCGCCAAAGAAAACUGGUUUUGAGAUAUGGAAUAGAUUCC